AUGCAUCGUUGUUGUACUGAAGCAUUAGAAGCUGGCCGGAAGCUUUAUCAACAAGCAUUGAGAAAGUUUAGAAAAAAUGAUGCGGAAAAUUUCGAUUCAGAUGAACGUACCGCACUCAGUCAGUCAGCUGAACGUAUUCCGGAAUCUGUUGAUGAUGAAUCAUCGUCUGCUGUACGGCUUUCUCGUCGAUCUUCCCUCCUUGUCGAUUUAAUUUCACUUUUUCAACGAUCUUCUUCGAACACUGUUAAACCAAUUCGUCUUCCUGGACAGUUCACUGGAACACAGGAUGAAAAUGAGGAAGAGGAAGAAGAAGAUCCGAAGCAGAUGUCAAAAGGAUGGGUACUGGAAACGAUACGUCAAAAAAAGGAAGCAAUUAUCCGUUUACGAAGUCAACCGUGGAGUAUGAAGCGGAAAAGACGUGCCCUAAAAGUAGCAAGACGAUAUCUAAAACGUCAACAAUCAAAAGUAUCACGAUGGCAUCUGUAUAAAGUAGAAGCAACCAGGCAAUGGACAGCAUUUGGCCGUUGGUGUAGUAAUAUGAAAAUUUAUUUAAUACCAUGGGAAGCAAAAAUUAAAACAAUCGAGAGUCAUUAUGGUUCUGUAGUUUCAUCUUAUUUUACAUUCUUACGAUGGAUUCUUAGUGUAAACAUUACUAUGACAAUAAUAAUGAUGUUGUUUGUUACCAUUCCAGAGUGGUUAGCAGAUUCUCGAGGUGGUCCAGAACGAUUUAAUCGAACGUAUCAUAUUAAAGUUAUGAAAGAGAAAGAUAUACCACGAGCUGAUGAGUUGAAUACUGUUCUUGAUUUUAAAGGCUAUUUCGAGUAUUCAUUGUUAUUUUAUGGCUACUAUAGCAGUGAGACAUAUUUCGGUGAUACGGUGCAAUACAGUGUACCUGUUGCAUAUUUUAUUGUAAAUUUAUUUAUUCUCGGUUACAGUUUCUUUAUUAUCUUACAAAAGAUGGCAUCAAAUGCUCGACAAAGUAAGCUUGCCGGUGGUAAAGCGGAACAAUAUGUAUUUAACUGGAAAUUAUUUGCCGGUUGGGAUUACUCAAUCGGAAAUGCGGAAACUGCUUCGAACUUUGUAAUGGCUAAUGUUAACAAAUUUCGAGAAAUAAUUGCUGAAUACAAUGUAAACCGUACAAAAAAAUUCGACUUUCUUCAAUUUACUCUUCGUGUCUUAGCAAAUAUAUUAGUGUUUGCGAUGCAAGCUGGAUCAGUAUGGGCUAUUCUUGCUGUUAGUCAAAUUACAACAAAGACAAGUUUCAUACAGCGGAAUGCUGUAUCAAUAACGGUCUCAUUUAUCACUUUAACAUUUCCAAAUUUUUUCGAUCUCAUCAGUAAAAUGGAACGUUAUCAUCCACGAACUGCUCUUCGACUACAAUUAGGAAGGGUUUUAUUCCUCUACAUAUUGAAUUAUUAUACUCUUAUUAUUUCAUUGAUGUUCAUGUUGAAUACAAUGGAAAGUCAACGAAACGUUGGUGAACGUCUUAUUCCGGUUGCACAGUAUUCUUCCGAUUAUCAUCAUAACAAGGCACCGGUUUACAACACUUCCUAUAAUCAAUUUAUUAAACAACGAACUGGUCGUCAAGUGGUAUUCGAUUUUCCAUCUGUUGCAUCAUCACUUUUCAAUCGUAGUAAAUUCAUUGACAUUCCAACAACGCCAUCUCCUGGCAAAUCAUGGACAACUGUUUUUCCAAACUUUGGCCCACUUGGUAUCACAAAUCCAAAAGCUGUUGUAAGUGAAAAUCGACGUGGUAUUAUGAAUGCAAGUACGUUUGUUGCAUAUCCAAUUGGUAACACUGAUUGGACAAAAAAUAUUUCCGCUAAACCAACAUUUCUAAAUUAUUCCACUACCGUACAAGCGGUUUUGUCAGCAGCUCGUUUGUCCACGGAUUGGUAUGAGGAAUGUUGGGAAAAUCUUAUCGGAGAGGAAAUAACAAAAUUGGUGACAACUGAUUUGGUAAUGACAAUUGCAUCCAUUUUGGUGAUCGAUUUUUUUCGAGCUCUUUGGGUUCGAUACACCAAUAUUUGGUGGUUUUGGAAUUUGGAAACAACAUUUCCAGAAUAUGGUGAAUUUAAAGUUGCUGAAAAUGUGUUACAUUUGGUAAAUAAUCAAGGAAUGAUAUGGUUGGGUUUAUUUUUUGUUCCUAUGCUACCAGCAAUUAAUAAUAUUAAAUUAAUUAUUCUAAUGUAUAUUCGAGGUUGGGCUGUGAUGACUUGUAAUGUGCCAGCUCGGCAAAUAUUUCGUGCUUCCAGGUCAAGUAAUUUUUAUUUAAUGCUAUUAUUGCUUAUGUUAUUUCUUUGUACACUUCCGGUUGGUUAUGUAAUCGCUUCAAAAAAACCAUCUAAAAUAUGCGGUCCAUUUGGAAGUCAAGAACGUUUCUAUAGUGUAAUUGUUCAAUUGCUUGAUCGUAAUUUAACAAAAGGUCUUGUUGAUGCGAUCAGAUAUAUGAUAUCACCGGGUAUUGUUAUUCCAGUUUUAUUACUUCUUCUUUUAACAAUAUAUUUCCUUUUUGCUCUGGUACGUGGUUUACGUGAAGCAAAUACGGAUCUCACCAAACAAUUAUUACAUGAAAGAACAGAAGAAAAAAAACGAAUUUUCGAAUUGGCUGGUGGUGGAAAGAAACGUCAAAUUUCUAAUAAUCAAGAAAUUCAACAUUCUUCUUUAAUUGCCAGUGAUAGUAAUAAUACAACAAAUAAAACUAAUAAUAUUUUGGAGGAUGAAAUUUUAUCGGAUAAAUCGCAUAAAAGAAGUAAUAAGGAUUUACACAGUUAUGUUCCCUCAUUAAAAAGUGUUAGCGAAGCGGAACAUUCGGAAUCAGAAGAGGAAGAACCGGAACAGAAACUGAAAAAACAUCAAAAAGACGAUGAAAAAACCGAAAUGAUUGAAGUGAAACGUGGUUGGAAGCAAAAAAUUAUAACUUGGCUUGGUUUAAAUAAAAAUUCCAAUAGAGCAAGAAAAAAUCGUCUACGAUAUAAUCAAAAUGAUAUUGAAUCCGGAAAUGAAUCAUUCAUAUGUGCCGGAAAAUCAGCAACAUCGGAUGAUCAACGUUCGAUGACAUCCAUUACCGAAUCGUGUUUACAUAGCUGUCCUUCAUCAGAAAAAUUAAUUGGAGAAGAUGAUAAUGAAAUAAAAAGUAAUCGAAACGGUUUUUUCACUACUAAAAAUAAUGGAAAGCAAAUUAAAAAGCAAAUGGUAUUAGAAGAUUUAUCAGUACCACAAUAUCAUGAAACUUUAAUGGAACAGACUGUCUCAUUAAUUAAACCUGCAAAUGAUAAUAACAGUCAUCAAAUCCAAGAUCAACAACAUCAAAAUCACAAAUCAUUUGCAAACGAUGAUUCAUUCCAUCAAUCAUCAAAAGAAGUUGAAAAUCGAGAAUAUGAUGAUAUGUCAAAUGUAUCAGAUCCACGCUUCUCGUACGCCGAUCCAUACAGUAGUUAUACAAAUGCAAUGAUGUCACCAUUAAUGGAAAUGCAAACAUUAUCACCGACAAUAUAUUCUGAAAGUGAAAUAGAAGCAGAAGAUGAAUUUAAUGAAAUUACUGGUACUCUAAAACUGGAAGAACAUAAUAGGAACGACGAAGAAAAUAGAUAUGGCAAAUUAAAAUCAGAUUUAAGACAAAAAGUAGGACAAGAUGAAAUUGCCCAAGAAUUGAAGCCAAAUGAUACAAGUAUUGUUGUCCAUCCGGAAAUACAUAUUUCGGCAGCGAUAUCCGAUACUAAUACGGAAUGUAAAAAGAAAUUAAAUGAUGGAAAUCGAAAUUUGCCAAUGAGUAAAAUCAAUCCGCAAAUUAAAUUGGGUAAAGUGGAAGCACGAGUUUUUCUUCAUGAAGCAAAACCGAAAUGGCAUCAUUCGGAAGUGCUAGAAAGACCUCAGUUAUCAAGUGAUUCAGAAUCUCGAAUGGUUGUUGUUGGUGAUGAUCCAAGAUUGUACUAUACUGAUUCAGAAUGUGUCACAUCACAUGGAAAGCAUUUCCAAAGGCACAAAAAACCAAUCCAUUAUGCUAUACCAUAUUAUGCACGAGCAUCAAAUACUCAGGAAGCUGUUCAAACUGAUACCUUAUUGCAGCAAUUUUUGAUGCGAGUAAAUAUUAGUGAAGAUCGUUCCGGUAUACUGCCGAAUCGUUCACCACUAUCCCAUCAAUCUUUGCCAUUAUCAUCGUUAUCAACAUCAAAACAACAUCCGACACAUGCGACACAAUCUACAAUGAAUGAAGUUCAACAUACCUUAAAUCGACGACAGCUGUCACCUAGUGAAACAGCUCGAAUUCAUUGUAAACAUACUCUUGUAUAG
Molecule: messenger RNA, 4293 nt
Organism: Brugia malayi
Lineage: Eukaryota; Metazoa; Nematoda; Chromadorea; Rhabditida; Onchocercidae
Gene: Bma-tmc-2
Exons: 29
Coding region: 1-4293 (1430 amino acids)
Cellular component (GO): plasma membrane
Molecular function (GO): mechanosensitive monoatomic ion channel activity
Source: RefSeq, a predicted model, not a curated record